AGAGUUGGACAAGACAUCAUCAUUCUUUACACAGAUUUUGAGGAUUGAGGUGUGUUUUGUGUUCUUUAACAGUGCUUUCAAUUUGGAUUGCGAAGCAUUUUUUGAACUAAGAAAACUAGAGGCAACCCAGGAAGAAGAAUACAGGACCAGGAAUGACAGUAAGCCUCAGAUUUACUGUAGAGGAAAGGAAGAGGAACAAAAUUAUAUAUAAAGAAGUUCAUAUAUUUGCUUCAGGCUUCAUGCUGUAGGCUAUGGGAGGACUAUGGUAACAAACGAGUCAUAGAAACUCACUCAUACGACCACACAUUAUCAUUGACUCCGUAAAUAAGGUAAACCUUUUAAUAGUCACUGUGCUCUCUGCCACACAAAAUUAAUAUUGUAAAGACGUAGGUGAUAUAUAGAUAUACAUACAGUAUAUACACAUAAAAGUCCAGCAGACACACAUACAUUCACACAGGGACAAAUACAUAGACUUAAAGAACAUAAAGAACCAACACCCACACAAACUCCCAGAGGCAGCCAUGAGGGUUUUAUUGGUGAUAGGAGGCCUAACAAUCCUGGUCUCUAUGGGCCUGGCCCUGAUCGUCUUUGGCCAGCCCCUGACAGAAGCCAAGCUGACCUUGCAGAACCUGCAUCUGGAUCAGAUGCAGCAAGCUCGCGUCAACCAACUCAAGGAGAGGCAGUGGGUGGAAAACCUGCUGAAGGGGCAGUUAGACUCGAAGAAGAAGAAUGUGGAGGAGAUGGAGGCAGAGGUGAAGAAACUGACGGAAGAGGAGGGGAAGAAGCAGACUGAGGUCGAGACCUGCCAGGCAGAGAAGAAACAAAAGGAGGAAGUACUUGCACCCAUACAGAAGGAGCAGAGUGAUAUUGAAGCGACAUUCAAAACUGAAAAGGAGGCUUGGACAGGGGAGAUCACCACACUCAAACAGCAGUUGGAGCAGAGGAGCAAAGUGUGUGGUUUUGUGAAGAACUCAACAGAUACAGCGAAAUUAUGUCCACCCAAAGAAGGAGCAGCAAAAGCUGAAGCGGCCCCUGUAAAAGCUGAAGCGGCCCCUGUAAAAGCUGAAGCGGCCCCUGUAAAGGCUGAAGCAGCAACUGUAAAAGCUGAAGCGGCCCCUGUAAAAGCUGAAGCGGCCACUGUAAAAGCUGAAGCUGCCCCUGUAAAAGCUGAAGCUGCCCCUGUAAAAGCUGAAGCGGCCCCUGUAAAAGCUGAAGCGGCCCCUGUAAAAGCUGAAGCGGCCCCUGUAAAAGCUGAAGCGGCCCCUGUAAAAGCUGAAGCGGCCCCUGUAAAAGCUGAAGAGGCCCCUGUAAAAGCUGAAGAGUCCCCUGUAAAAGCUGAAGCUGCCCCUGUAAAAGCUGAAGAGACAGCUGUACAAGGUGAACCUGCAUCUGUAAAAGUUGAAGCAGCCGCUGUUAAAGCUGAAGAGGUCCCUGCACAAGCUGAAGCCGACCCUGCUCCAAAGCAGUAAAUGUCUCAAAUUUCUCUCAGAAUAACAUUAAUGUUCAUCUGAUGCUACGUGAGUUCAGGUACCACUGUUCCUCUACGACCCGCGCCUACCCAGAGAGACCUGCAGCCUGUCGCCGCUACCCAGCUAUUCUCCUCUGCUGCUAAGAAGGGGGCUCUUUUGUGAUUAUCAGAAGGACUUUUUGUUUCAUUUGUCGCCCUCUCUGCGGGUUGUCUAUUUUUCCAUUAUCUACAUCUGAAGAGGAUCUAUGUCUUCCCUGUGUUUACAUUAAAGGACUCUGUUUUUGUUAAACCGC
Messenger RNA from Oncorhynchus gorbuscha (pink salmon), 1761 nucleotides. RefSeq names its product neurofilament heavy polypeptide-like. Lineage: Eukaryota; Metazoa; Chordata; Actinopteri; Salmoniformes; Salmonidae. The record is from RefSeq and is a predicted model, not a curated record. The transcript is spliced from 5 exons. The coding region runs from base 522 to 1469 and encodes 315 amino acids.